CUCGAGUUCAUCCACCGACGGUGACGAGACCAGGAAAGGAUGGCUCAGUUCUUCGGCCGCAUGUGGGACAGGGCGCAGGGCAAGCUGUACGUGCUGAUGAUCUGCGACAAGGUGUUCAAGGAGCUGGCCGACAAGAACAAGCAGCUCCUGGACAUCAACUCCCUCCAUGUCGCCACCCUCAUGGUUUACAACUCGAUAAACAAGCAAUUAGCUGGCCCACAUAAGGAUCCGCCGUGCAUGAAUGAUGUCGCUAAAAAGAUGGAGUCCUUCAAGAAGAAUAAAAUCGAGGGGAUAACACUGGAGGAGUUCCGGGGUCUGAUCAUGGAGUGGGUCCGCAAGGAUCUGCGGCUCGUCCUCGCGAACAAGGCCGCGGUGGCGAUCAUGGCGGCGCCGCUGCUGGCCGUCACGGCCAAGAACGCCGGCAAGCAGGUGCCGAGGAUCGGGCCCGCCGUGGAGAAGGUGCCCACGCCGCUGCUCUUCACCGUCUUCUCCGUCGGGCUCAUGUUCCUGCAGGACAUCCGGGCGGGCAAGCAAUGAGCGAAGCGCAAUCAUCCGAAUCACUUGGGCUCGCAGGAACUCAUUGAGUGGCAUGCAUUAGGCCUCACGUAAACUGCAUUUCUGCUGUAUUAUCGUGUACUGUUCAAGGCCUUUGUUGCAGGCAUGAAAAAUGCUCAAAUUAGACCAUCCCCAAUCCUGGAUGCUUAUGUUAGGUGCUUAUAGAGAGAGAAUGAGGCUAAUCAGUAAGAAUCUUCUAUAAAACAUCCGUGCCCCCAACGCAAACAAAAUAGCAUUAGACAGAUUGUUACUAUAUCAGUAACCUUAUGUGUUAUGUGCUUCAAAUGGUGUGAUAACUACAAUACGAUUAUGG
Messenger RNA from Oryza brachyantha (malo sina), 868 nucleotides. RefSeq lists its product as uncharacterized. NCBI's taxonomy places the organism in Eukaryota, Viridiplantae, Streptophyta, Magnoliopsida, Poales, Poaceae. The record is from RefSeq and is a predicted model, not a curated record. Bases 40 to 537 code for a protein of 165 amino acids. The transcript is spliced from 4 exons.